Messenger RNA from Lasiosphaeria miniovina, 672 nucleotides. RefSeq lists its product as uncharacterized. The coding region runs from base 1 to 672 and encodes 223 amino acids. NCBI's taxonomy places the organism in Eukaryota, Fungi, Ascomycota, Sordariomycetes, Sordariales, Lasiosphaeriaceae. The transcript has a single exon. The record is from RefSeq and is a predicted model, not a curated record.
AUGCCGUCCAGGACAAACUCGACGAGCGUCAAGCCCGCGGUCACCGUUUCGGUCAAGCGAUUUGAGCUUCCAGCACUAGAGUUCAAGUUCGCCUCGCUGACCGAGGGCACCGAUAUCCCAGCGCCCCUACCAUCUCCAGUACUGGCGGCAGUGCCAACGCCGCCCGAGACGCCCAAGGAGCAAAAGAAGGCGACAUCGAUAGUAAAGAAGGUAACCGAUACGGGACCUUCACCAGCCAAAUCGACCACCUCCUCUGGCGGCACCAAGCGGCCGGCCGAAGAUAACCCGUCGUCGCCGACGUUGUCGAGCCGCCCCGGCAGCAUCCGACGGCUGUUCAGCAGGAAUCUGCUCAACAACGCGUACGCCAAUGGCGAGGAGGGCGCGAUGAAUGUGGAGCCAAGUGCGGCGCGGCCGCCGAGCCGUAGCAACAGCACCCUGGCGGACCCCAGGAAGACGAAGCGCGCAAGCGGCUGGUUCAGCCGGUUACGGAGUAGUGACAGCGCGGCGAACAAGCGCAACGGCGUGACAGUGACUUCAACGCCGGUCAUUGACGAGAAAAAGGCAACGGGCCCACCGCCACCCAUGAUCCCCGAGCUGAGCGAGCUCAAGUCGAAAGUGGACGUCCAGAACGAGGGCCAUUUCGGGAGCGAUCUGUUCAAGGAUAUAAACUAA